This is a messenger RNA of Zea mays, 2349 nucleotides long. RefSeq lists its product as uncharacterized. The coding region runs from base 1360 to 2223 and encodes 287 amino acids. The transcript is spliced from 2 exons. NCBI's taxonomy places the organism in Eukaryota, Viridiplantae, Streptophyta, Magnoliopsida, Poales, Poaceae. The record is from RefSeq and is a predicted model, not a curated record.
AUAGAAAAUGUGAUAUGAGAAAUACCGGAGAUAGUCUCGUGAAGACCAAAAACAUCAACAACCUGUGCGCCGGGACCCUCGAAGAAACAAAGAAAAAAGGUGUGCGCUGGCAGAUCGGCACACGCUCGCCCUUUCUAGACCGGGGGUCGUCCUGCAACGCGGAGCGAGGAGGCUGCGAAAGAGACCACAACGCCGCGCAGCCGGCAGGCCGGCCGUCGCGUGGCUCGUUGAUACGCCCGCGAACCGCGACCCCGCGUACGCCAUGGUCCGGCCUGCGCUUAUCCGGCGACAUUACUCACGAGGCGAUGGCGAUGCGAGGAAGGACAGCUAGGACCUAUCCUUAUUUAAACCCUGACGCCACCUUGUGCUGUUCAAGGAGUGAAUACUGAACAGUCCAGUCAGUCGUCUCUACCUCAUACGCCUGACGAAUCUUGAUUCUUGAGCAAGACGCGGUCACUCCAAUAGAACUAUGCACAACCUGUUCGUCGCCUCCUCCCAGUGCCUGGCCAAAAGACUGAUUGGUUUAAGCUUCACCAAAAAAAAAAGAGACUGAUUGACUUCCCAACUUAUGUUUCACUAGAUUUUAGUUCAUUACUAAGCAAGUGCUCAGCUCUUUUGUUGGCAAUGAAGCAACCAUAACAUUGCUUCUAUGGCCAAUUGAAAUGGCUAGUUCCAUUCACUGUCAUAGUGCAAUACAAGCGCCAGGAAGAGUAUCUGUGAUGUAAAUAACAGCUGUUGAUUUUAGGACAGUCGUAUUGAUUUUGUGCUGCCGAGCAGGCUUGGAACUGGAUGCCUUGGUUUUCCAGAUCUGGGAGUUUGGUCGUUUUGGCCUACUCUGCACCGCUAUUGAGAUCCUCUCUUUCUAUUAAGAAAUUUAACUGAUGGGCCAAAGUUUCAGCAGCACACUACAUAUUUUUUUUCUUUGAAGCAACAUCUCACUAAAGUCAUCUAUCUACUCAUUGGAUGACUUUGGAGAUCUGUUGAUAUAAUAUCAAUUGGUAUGCUGAGAAGAAACUAACCAUAGUCCUGUGUUGUUAUGCUCCAGCUUGAUUGGGUGUCAUCUCUUUUAGCUGCAACUGCAGCUGGCUGUGAUCAUGGCAUCGCUGAGUGCUGACCUCUUUUACGACAUACUCAAGCGUCUCGAUGCUGCAGCUCUGGCAAGAGCAGGCUGUGCCUGCGCUGAUUUUCGUGCCAUAUCAAAUGAAGAGGAUCUGUGGGAAAAUGCCUGCACAUCUCUGUGGCCAUCAAUGAGACGAGAUGACGUUAGGAGCUUAAUUGCCUCUGCUGGUGGGUUCAGGAAGUUCUAUGCGGAUUGUUUCACACUUAUACUGAACAAGGACGUCCCUGUGGUUCAAGCCAAUGAAACUAACUUCUUUGCCGAAGAAUGGGCUGAGUCUUGACUACUACUACUACGACGACGGCGGCAUGGACGAUUCUGAAAACUCAUUGCCUUCGGAUUUCGUGUCUUUGAUCGAUGUAUGGUACAAAGGCCAUGCGCUCUACUCGAAGGUCAUAUGGGGAAUUCCCAGCUCAGACAGUGCCAAUGGAUGGUUCUACAACUACCCGUUCCGGAUCGACCUGUCUCAACACUCGGCUGAAAACAACGAGAACAACAACGGAGAUGUAUUCCUAUCCACUGUCAGUGGCGUGUCACCGGUACCCUCAAUGGAGCAAGAAAGGAAAGACGGCAAGCUAUGGAGGGAGUUGAACGAUGGUGUAAAGCUGAGCUGGAUUGUUGUCAACAAGAAGAUGAAGAGGGCAGUGAACCUGACGAGCUGGCACCCGCUGAGCGGGCAGAGGCACUGGCCGACCGAUGCUGACUUCGUUCUGCGGUUCGGGUCUGUGCUUCCGGCGAAGGAGGUCCUGCCCUGCCAGGUGGCGGAAUGCAUCCUGCUGAUGAAGUUCCGCGUGACAGGCAUGGGCGGCGAGGAGGCUGGGGAGCCUUCGACGCUCGCGCUGACGGAACUGAGCAUGCAGAUCCAGGACAUGGGCGGCGUCCAUCUCAACGGCCGCUGCAGCCUCCUCCUCCUCAAGGAGGCGCUGAGCUGCCACCGCAGCAGGAACUACGAUGAGGUGCUGGAGUCUUGCAAUUUGUACCUCAAGGCACAGAGUGAGCUGAAGGAAGAGAAGAUACGCAGCGAGUGCCGGUUCGACACGCUGUGUGUUUUCAGUGGCAUUGCAAUAUUUGCUGCUAUCUGCACCAUGUGGUAUAGAAAGUUUUAGAAGAUCUGACUCCAUAGGUAGAUAAGGCUAGCUGCGGAUUCAGUAAGUGUUGUAGUGAUUCACAUGUUUGAGAACUUGUAAACACUGUGUACUUAUUAAUGCUGGUUAUUUAGUUCUCCUUAGAUA